AGAAUAGAAUAGAAUAGAAUAGAAUAGAAUUGAAUUGAAUUGAAUUGAAUUGAAUUGAAUUUUUUUAUUGGCCAAGUGUGAUUGGACACACAAGGAAUUUGUCUUGGUGCAUAUGCUCUCAGUGUACAUGAAAGAAAAGAUACCUUCGUCAAGGUACAACACUUACAAUACUUAAUGAUAGUCAUAGGGUACAAAUUUAACACUUAAUGAUACAACACUUAAUGAUAGUCAUAGGCUACAAAUAAACCAUCAGGAAAUUGAUUGAACUUGAACAACAUCAAUUUUCUGCACUAAAGUGUUGCAGUUAUUAUAACCAUCUUACAAAUGUUGUGCCUCCAAGUCAGGAUUGAUUCCUGAUGACUGCCUGGACAUGUCUCUGAAGUUUUCUCAGCAAGAUUUUCAAAAGCAGUUUGCUCUUACUUUCUUCCUAGGGCUGAGAGAAAGUGACUGGUUCAAAGUCUCCCAGCUGGCUUUCUAGCUAAGGUGGGACUAGAGCUCAUGGCCUCCUAGUUUUUAGCCUGGUAUCUUAACCAUUACACCAAACAUAUUGUUGAUAGGGGAUGAUUAAAAAUGAACUACCAAAAAAUAGGAUUUCCAUGUUCAUCAGAAAAUUUGAACCUUGAAACUCCUUGUUGCCUAGCUACUACUACAGUAUAUCUUUUACAUAUAGCAGAGAAAACAGGAAGAGGCCAGCAUGCAAAAACUAGCAAACUAGCAAUAGAGUGAAGACAGAUUAGGCAUAAGGAAGUGGCUCCUGGGGCUUCAUAGUGGGUUUUGUUAUUCAGCCUGUGGUCCCAAAAAGAGCAAUAAACAGAAAAGAACAUUUUCAGCUAGAGAACAAUUCUAUCUCUGUGGUGAAAUACAUUUUUUUUACUACCGGUUCUGUGGGCGUGGCUUGGUGGGCGUAGCUUGGUGGGUAUGGCAGGGGAAGGAUACUGCAAAAUCUCCAUUCCACCCCACUCCAGGGGAAGGAUAUUGCAAAAUCCCCAUUCCCACCCCACUCUGGGGCUAGCCAGAGGUGGUAUUUGCAGAUUCUCUGAACUACUCAAAAAUUCUGCUACUGGUUCUCCAGAACCUGUCAGAACCUGCUGGAUUUCACCCCUGCUCUAUCCCCAUCAGAGACAGAUAAGUGCAAAAAUAAGUAAUACAGCACAUUCCUAUUAAACCUUUUUUUAAAUCCAAAAUAGAAAUGAUAACACCAACUAUAAUCAGAAACAACACAAAGAUACCAAGCCUUGGGAAAGCAGUAGAUUUACAGAAGGAAUAUUUUAAAAACACUAGGAUUUAUUUAAGCAAUUCUGGUCCUGCAAACUAUAAGGUGCUUUAUAAAGAAAUUGCACUCAGACAAUUUGGUGAUGAUUAUCUUUUGUUUCUCCUGUAAAUAUCUUUUGUUUAUGAUUAUGAUACCCCUGGAGCUUUAAUUAUUGCUCAUGUAAGAAAUUACGUAUCAUUUUUAAAAUGCAUGAGAAAAAUGAAAGAUGAGUAAACUCAGGAAACAUAUAAACUAACACAUUUAGAGAAUUAUAGUCUUCCCAUUUUUAUCAGUUAAUGAAUUGGAGCAGGCUGUCUUGUAGAUUCUUUAAUGUGCAAAAUAGCAUGCAGUUCUAGCCGUAUGGUUCUUACAGUUCUACCUCUAAUUAUCUAGUGGUAACAAUAGUCAAUAAAGUUAUAUGCAUUUUCAAUACUUCCACUGCCCCAGCUUACUACUCAACCUGUUUUAAUGGGCAUAUCUUGUUUGCAUGACAUAACAGUAUCACAAGAGAGACACAAGUAACAGUAUUAUUAGGAGCCCCCUGUUUUUAUCAGGCUCACCUAGGCAAUUUUAGGACCAAAGCUAAACAACACAUUACAUAGUAAAACUCUGAAGGUGAAACUCAAGCUUCAGAUGUUCCCUAUGCCACCAAUAAGAAUUCAUUGAAAAUAGUGCAAAAACCUACAAGUCUUAAGAUUGUCGUGUAAUCCCACACUCUGAAGAUAGCAAGCUGAGUUCCCAAAUGGCACUAACUCAGUAUUUUCCUUCUAGGCUAGUCUUAGCAACUUAGCUCACUGAGUAAUUGAUUAUGUGGUCCUUGUUCUGACUCCACCUUCAAACACUAGUACUGUGAUGGCGAACCUAUGGCACGCGUGCCAGAGAUGGCACACAGCGCCCUCACUGAUGGCACACGAGCCAUUGUCCCAGCUCAGCUCCACUGCACAUGUGCAUGUACCUCCCGCCAGCCAGCUGAUUUUCGGGUCUCUGCCGUGCAUGUGCAGGGGGCAGGGCAUAUGCGGGAAAUCAUGUGCAUGCAUGGAGUUGCACGUGUAUGUGUGGGGGAGCAUGGGUGGUCACGCACACAUGUGCAGGGGGCAGGAGAGUGCAGAGAUCAUGCAAGCAUGCGGGGGGCAGUGGAAGUGUGGGAAGAGCACGCACACAUGGGGAGUGCAGGGGAGCACGUGCAUGCGCAGGGGGGCACUGGGGAUGGGUCACAUGGCCAUUGCAUUAUGGGUGUGAGCGCACACAUGCUUUUGGCACAUGACAACAAAAAGGUUAGCCAUCACUGCACUACACCACAUGUCUUCAGUGGCACCUCCUGUCUCUUGACCUGGAAAAUCAGAUGGGUUUAAUGGGUCCUCUUUCCAGAUAGGUGAAAGUUGUUCUUACUUCGUAUACCUUACUUACCUCACAGAUAGAAUACCUGUCCAGAGAUUCUUUGGGGGAAUCAUCUUUAAAUUCCAGGAAUCUGAAGGGGAGCAUUAAUCCAGUCCUAUGUUUGAGUCCAUUCAUGGGUUGUUUUACAGGUACCCAAUUUUCCAGAAUAUUUCCAGGAUUUAAGAACCAUUUUUUUCAUGAAGCAGUAGAUUUCCCCCACAUCUAACUAUUUUAUUUAUUGGCUUUUAGGAGGUUUAUAGAAUGAUCUACCUACAAAUCAUACAAUUUUUAGCUGGUUGUUAUUGUAAUUACAUUUCUAUGUAAUUGAGGAUACUCUUUAUUUUGAGGGCGUACCAUGGUGGGCAUGUUCUAUUUUUUUUUAAAUCUUAAUCUCCAAUUUGGAUUUUUCAAAAUAAAUAUUGUUACUCAGUUAUUAAUUGCAACUUUCUUUUUAGUUAAGUGACUUUAACUGGGUAAUAUAACUUGAUAAUUAAUGGAAAGGAUUAUACUACCAGAAAUAUCACUUUCAAAAAUUAAAACAUUAUUCCAGGAAAGAAAAGGUUUGCGGAGGGUAUAUCAUUGUUUUGUCACAGUAUGCCAGUAAACCUUCAGCUAAUCUCAUUUUAAGCAUUUAAGGAUGAUUGAGGAUGGAACAAAAACAGCAUACAGUCAGGCUGGAAAACUUUCAAUGAAAAUAACCACGCUUAGGAUUUUAAAAACCUGAAUAAAUCCAAGGGCAAAAAAAUAUCAGUGGGUCACACUCACCUUCCCUUCCCAAAGCAAUGUAUUUUUCCAAGGGUGAAAAAAGGACCCCUGGUGGCCAAAGCUUUAAUAAGGUGACACUGGAAUUUUACUUUCACUUUUCCAUAAACUCGUCAUUAAACUUCCAUUGCUGGCAGCAGUUGAAGGAGACAAUUUUUCAGCUUGCUGGAUUGGCUUCUUUCAGUCAUAGUGGGGGGAAAACUGUCAAACCCAUGGACAAUGAUCUUCAGAAAAUAUCAGACUUAUUGUGAUCGUUUGCGACAGGACACAGCUUUUCUAACCAGCAAUGGCAGACUGAGUGAGCAGCUGGUUGAUAAAAUCAUUCUUCAGCUAAAUCGAGUUUAUCCCCAAAUUCUCACCAUUAAAGAAGCUGAAAAGUUUCGGAAUCCCAAAGCUCCUCUUCAUAGUCGGCUAUCAAACCUUAUAGAUCACUUGAAAAAGAAAGGGGACAAACCCUGUCAAGAAUUUUACCGAGCUUUACAGAUCAAUGCUGAACAUCUCUAUAACAACUUGCCAAGCAGGAAAAUUUUAAAAACCUCAGAUUCCACAGGGAUAAACCCUGAGAAGGAGAAAUAUAUGCUAAAUGACAGGGGUCCUACGUUCUUUCUUGCCUGCUUCAGUAUUGCUGCAGGGUUAGCAUUCUUCAUGUAUUGCUGCAAUCCAGAUUCCAGAAUUCUGGGAAAAGCCAAGAAGGUGCUGGGAUUUUCCCCAAUUAUCAUAGGAAGACAUGUUAGCAACAUCUGUAUGUUAUACAUGGAAGAUUCGUCAGGAAGACAGUAAGAAUAAAUUGGGGCAGCAUCAGAUUUCCCUGCCAAUAGCACGGAUCCUUUGCAAGCAAUUACCUUUUCUUAUACCAAAGAUCUAACUCAGUUGCUUUAGCAGUCUUUGCUGCUUCAAAGGGCUUUCAGAAGAUCACUUGUAUUUGCCUUUUACUUGUGGAGCAGAUUUUUUUAUUUUUGUACAAGCUUAUUUUUAAAAAUUAUUUAUCACCUUGAUAAAAUAUAUUUUAAUGCAAAUAAGCAUUUUAACAUGCCCUGAUUCAUUCAAGUCUUGAGCAUCAAGUCAUGUAUGUAUGUGUAUAUAAAUAUGUAUGUAUUGCAUUCUGCCAUUUUCUGUUUCAAGAUGAACUGAAAGUUCCUGCUUAGGCUAGUACUGAAAGAUGGAACCUUGGUGUGUCUCAUUAUUAAGAAGAUAAUAACUCUACAUGAAAGCUGUACUGAGUGCUUUACUUCAUUGAGAACAAAUGGAAGUUUUCCACCUAAUAUGAGUGACAACCUUGAGUGCUGAUGAUAGAACCCAUCAAGUUUUGUAUAUCAGAUAAUCCAUUAUCAAUUGUUGGGGAUUCUCUUUAUAAAUAGCAAAGGUAUUUAUAAAGAAUAAAUAAAGAUAAAAAAUAA
Ahaetulla prasina is the source of this 4788-nucleotide messenger RNA. RefSeq names its product caspase recruitment domain family member 19 (gene CARD19). The transcript is spliced from 6 exons. Bases 3611 to 4171 code for a protein of 186 amino acids. Gene Ontology annotation, cellular component: mitochondrion. The record is from RefSeq and is a predicted model, not a curated record. Gene Ontology annotation, biological process: regulation of apoptotic process. Lineage: Eukaryota; Metazoa; Chordata; Lepidosauria; Squamata; Colubridae.